GUUUUCAGGCAAGUAUAUAUUUUAGGAAUACUUUUUUUUUCAGGCAAAGAAGGGGUGCGGUACGUUGAGAGGUUUUAUGCGUCAUCGCUUGUGGCUUAUGUUUUGCACAGGUGCCCUAGAAAAGCACGUGUAUAUAAUAUUAAAGAACGGCAAGACGUUUGCACACUGAAUUGUAAGAAUACUAUUAUGGCUGUCAAGAUGAAUAGGGAGGUUAGUGCAGUACUGUCUAGAAAGUGUUUUUCAGAUGGUAUUUCUUACUUUAGCAUUUUCAGCACUUUGUGGUUUAUUCAUCACGAAAUAUAUGAUGUACCAGGAAACAAAGAGGGCAUUAUAGACAUUACUUCGGAAGGGCCAUCACUUGUUGCUUAUCCUGGAGCUGCUGAGGUUGGAAAAGUUAAUCUUUUCGAUGUAAGUAACAAUUCACCAUUUACAACGAUUUCUGCUCAUAAAAGCCCACUUGCGACGGUACGGUUUAAUUCCACUGGUACAUUUAUUGCAACGUCUUCUACGAAAGGAACUGUCAUUAGGGUUUUUAAUGUUGAAAGUGGUGACAAGUUUUAUGAGUUCUCCAGAGGUGUUAGCCGGUUAGUUUUGAUGACUUCUUUGGACAGUAAAAAAUUUUUUGCUUUUACUGACUACAGUUUUUCAUUAUUUAUUAUUUUUUUAUACGUUUAUUUGUGGUACUUCUUCAAACUACUGGAGAGAGGACUUUGCUUCACAAAGCAUGCACAUUUUCUUCUAUAUUCCGCAUUCUUAACGUCAAUACGAAUGGGAAACAAAGUACAAUGUUGUCUCGGAUUAUGA
This is a messenger RNA of Enterobius vermicularis (human pinworm), 804 nucleotides long. The record is from the annotation of a GenBank genome assembly. Lineage: Eukaryota; Metazoa; Nematoda; Chromadorea; Rhabditida; Oxyuridae.